Drosophila melanogaster (fruit fly) is the source of this 606-nucleotide messenger RNA. RefSeq lists its product as uncharacterized. NCBI's taxonomy places the organism in Eukaryota, Metazoa, Arthropoda, Insecta, Diptera, Drosophilidae. The record is from RefSeq and is marked reviewed. The coding region runs from base 1 to 606 and encodes 201 amino acids. The transcript has a single exon.
AUGGGUAAUACAAAUACGUUCAAGGACAUAAAGGAUUACACAAUGAAAAUCAUUAUAAUUACAGAACGGAAUCAUGAAUCUCAAAAUAAGAAGCUAUCAACAAGAAAUGAUAAAUAUUUGGACUUAAAGCAUGAAAUAAUGGAAGUUAAAGUUGAGAAUCUGGCAAACAACCGCAUUUUAAAAGCAGAAAAGGAUGCAAAGACUGCAGAUAAACUCGACAAUUCAGAAUAUUUAAAGAUUAAUCAGAAAAUGCUUCUAAAUGAGAACCAAGAUAUUGAGAUGGAAAAUCAGGUACCAAAGGAUCUGGAAAAGCAAACUGAUGAGUAUCCCAAUGAAGAGCAGUACGUCGGGAAUCAGUUGCCACUUAGAAAUCCCGCUCAAUCGACUCCAACUCGUCCAAGUCGCGUGAUUCCACCAAUGCCAUCGGAGGAAACGAUGCGCCACUCCAUAGCCGACAACCUGAUGGAGAUCCUGGUGAAUAUGACUAAUCCGCAGCAUCGACAACAGUGCUUUUCCCUCUUGCAGGUGGACGAUGCUCUGCAGGCACGCAGUCGAAUCCUAUGCCUCCUGCAGCAAAUCGACGAGAGGCGCAGGACGCGCAACUGA